Messenger RNA from Macadamia integrifolia, 1252 nucleotides. Its product is annotated as CASP-like protein 5B2. The record is from RefSeq and is a predicted model, not a curated record. NCBI's taxonomy places the organism in Eukaryota, Viridiplantae, Streptophyta, Magnoliopsida, Proteales, Proteaceae. Gene Ontology annotation, cellular component: membrane. The transcript is spliced from 3 exons. The coding region runs from base 630 to 1094 and encodes 154 amino acids.
AAAGGUAGAUUCUGAGUGGGAUUAAAGCGAAAUCGCCCUGACCGAACAGAUUAUCCUCACAGAUUUCUUCCCGAUGACCAGUUAAGAACACAGGUUCGAGGAUAAGCAAUGGCAGAUUUGCAGGAAAGGAGUGAAUACUUGAAUGGAAGUAUGAACGAUUUUGUAACAGUAUCACACUAAUUUCUUUCAUUUUUCUAAUUUUAACAAUGCAAUAUUUAAUUCCCACUCCCCCGACAUGAUCACAUAUAGUGGGGUUCUUGAUGUUCUAUAGAAUAAAAAAAGACUUUCUCGUUCAGUUCCCACUUUUGCAGAAAAAUCGUUCUUAAUUUCCAUCCUAAUCUCCGAGAAUGGUUGGAAAGUGUUGAAAACGAGAUCUUCAUACUCCAUUUGAUUUGAAAUCGAUCGUUUUGACAGGGAUAUAGGUCUUGAAUCUCUGGAAAUGGGAUCCUUUUUGCUUGGUAUAACUUGAAAGUAGAUCUUGCAGACGGGGUAAAAGCUUAUAAUGCGUAGAGGGAAGAUUUGGAUUUUGGAGAGCAAGUCUCAAUGGCGGAGAAGCUUUGAAUUCUAGGAAGCGUUGUUUUCCACAGGGCCCUUUGUUCCUGGAAAGGGCCCUUGGAGUAUACAGAGCGAUGAAGAAGUUAUUUGGGAGCCCUGGUAGUACGAGUGGAUUUCUACUGAGAAUAGGACAGUGUUUGUUUGCUGGUGGAUCCAUUUGGGCGAUGGCGACUGCCUUGAAGUUUAAUAUCUAUACAGCUUACUGUUAUUUAGUUGUUUCAAUGGGGCUUCAAGUACUGUGGAGCUUGGGACUUGCAUGUCUUGAUCUUUAUGCUUUGAGGAUGAAGAGAAACCUUCAGAAUCCUCUCCUGCUGAGCCUGUUUGUGGUUGGUGACUGGGUGACAGCAACUCUAUCACUUGCAGCAGCAAGCUCAUCAGCGGGGGUGACAGUUCUGUAUGCAAGGGACUUGGAUUUCUGCAGGGUACAAGCUGAACUCCCCUGUAGCAGAUUUCAAAUCUCCGUAGCUCUGGCUUUUGUGACAUGGUUCCUCGUUGCCAUUUCUUAUAUCGUCAUGUUUUGGCUAGUGGCCUCUAUUUGAGAGAUGAGUAAUCUCUCUCAUUGUUCACAUUCUCAUACACACUGAAUGGAGUUUUCCAUGUGAAGUUUAUUAUUUCUGUAAAGUUCACUCUUUCGCAGCAAUUGUAUUGCUUCUAUAGCAUACAAUUGUUUCAAGUGGUGGUCAAAUUUCCUGCUUAA